AUGGAAAAGAUGUUGGCCCAGAAAUCAAACGGAUGGUGUGUUGUCAAGGAAUGCAAUAAAAAUAAUGUGGAAAAACGACACUUGUUUCGGUUUCCAAAGGAACAUGACAGAUGCUUGCAAUGGAUACGUGCGUGUGACAGAUUGGAUUUGGAAGCAAUGGGUGCAGAAUAUGCCCAUUGUAAUUAUCGAGUGUGCCACUUACAUUUUGAAGAAAAGUGGUACAAUAUAAGUAAGACUAGAGCUCAUCUUCAUCCAGAUGCAAUACCUACAAAGUUUUUUGAAAGAAAUAACGAAUCCAUUACGACAACAUUAGUAAAAAUAAAUGAUGAAGAGAAGAUAAAUGAUGAAAUACCUAUAGAAGACAAUAUUUGUAUUUCAGAACACGAUAAAAUAAACAGUGACUUACAGCCAAAAUCAUUCUUGCCUCUAGAGCAGAUACCAAGAUGUGAUAUUGCUAAACCGAGCACGUCCAGCAAUGCACACUCGAUGAGAAGAAAGGAAAGUCCAAGAGAAAAAAAAUUGCAGCAACGAAUUUUCAAAUUAAAAGCAAAAGUAAAAACGAUGGACGAGAGAAACAGACGGCUUCGGAAAAAAAUAAAAGAUUUAACAAAAAAAAAGGACAAUACAAAACCAGAAAAUAAGGAACUUCAAGGUCACGAAGUCCUACGUCAAUUAGGUUAUGAAAUGAAUCUGAAAAGUCAUUUAUUUUAUAAUGUUUCCCAAGACGAAAUAAUUGGAUUCGAAGAUACCGGGAAUGAGAAACUACCAUUACCUGCAAAAAGUGCUUUAGUUAUUAUGGCACGUAGUAUUGCAGCUUCUGAACUUAUUGCAUCAGUGUACACCAGUUCAGAACUUACAGUGGAAAAAGAACAGACCUUGCAAUAA
Molecule: messenger RNA, 885 nt
Organism: Mycetomoellerius zeteki
Lineage: Eukaryota; Metazoa; Arthropoda; Insecta; Hymenoptera; Formicidae
Exons: 7
Coding region: 1-885 (294 amino acids)
Molecular function (GO): sequence-specific DNA binding
Source: RefSeq, a predicted model, not a curated record